AACCCUAGCAAUCCCGCAUCGCGAAAAAAGUAAAUGAAUGAACAAAGUGUUAAAAGCCUAUUUUGGAGAAUAAAUUAAUAACGAAUACUAUUUUUGUCUAAAUGUUAAUUUGACAUGUUGAAUAAUAUUUUAAUACAAUUGCCUGCUUGCGAUAAAUAAAUGAGAAAGUUAGUUUUGGUCCGCAUAUAAACAAAAAUAGGCAGUGUUUUGUUAACUUAGUCACAGGUAUCUUAUGGCAAACUUAUCAGUAUAAAUGAAAAAUGGCCCAAAGCUCGCACGGAGGCAGCCACCGGCGGAGCAGAGACCACGAUGGAGGUGGUAUGCGAUACACCAACACCGACUGGGAGGCCAAGGAGGCUCUCUACCAGAGGGAACUCGAUGAAGCGAGGGCUAGGGCCACGCAGAUGGAGAAAACCAUGAGAUGGUGGUCCGACUGUACGGCAAAUUGGCGCGAAAAGUGGAGCAAAGUCCGCAACGAACGGAACAAGGCGCGCGAGGAAGCAAAACAGCUAAAAAACAAAGUUGACACACUAUCCAAAGAGCUGGCCACUUCCAAAACUGAGAAGACAGACCUAGAGCAACAGUUAAACGAAUUGAAAAGAGACAACGAAAAGCUUUUAAGUAUAGGAGAGAGCAGGAUACUGGGUGGCGAUCUUACUACCGAAGACGGGGUAGAACUGAGGCGGAAGAAUGUAGGGUACCUAUCGCCUAGUGAACCGUCAGCCCGACAAAGAGCCUCCUUAGACUCGCACAAAUUCUCUAACGUAGACAAUGUCCUCGCAAAUAAAUUGAGCGAGCUCAGGCUGCGCUUGGACGAAACGUGCAAGAAUCUCCAAAGUGAAAAGGAUGAGAAAGCAUUCCUUCUAUCCAAAAUAGAAACUUUGACUGCAGAGUUGCAUAACACGAAGUCAGAAAUAACUCACAGUGACCGGACCUUAGGGUCCACAGAUUCGAGUCACAGCGAGGUAGAAAGACUUCAAAAUGAGCUGCAGGACGAAAUAGCAGCGAAACAGGUCUUAGAAGAAAAGACAGCAGAAUUGAAAAUGGAGAUUGAAAGGUUGAAAUCAGAGAACACGAUACAGUGGAGCAAGCGGGAGUUGCUAGAAACUGAAAAUAUAGCGAUACUCAGAGAGAAUAAGAAAUUGUACAGCCAAGUUUGCGAGUUGAGGGAACAGAUACACAAACUCAACCGAAUAUCGGACGGGAGCGCUUAUUUCAGCGACCACAAUAGACUAGAGUCAAAUAUACUGUAUGUCAGAAAGACUAGUGCGAGUCCGAGAUCCCACGAGUCCAGUAACGGGUCAUCCGAAGCCAAUCUGCAUUUCGACGCCAAAACUAACACUUCCGGAGAAGACGACGAAUUAGCGAUAGUAGAAAGAAGUGAUAAUUGUUAAAAUACCUUUUCUCGGCUUUUCACGUGAUCUUUAAGCUCUGAAAUUACAAAAUUGCAGUUAGCAAGAAUCGCAAGUAGAACUAUCAAAGUUCUGUCAAAUUUGAAUUAGGAUCGCUGUCUGUGGUAUACGUAAUUUAUUCUUCUUUGAAUUUAGAGAUCGGAGUUGUUGAAAGAGGUUGUAUUUAAAGAAACUGUUGUUUAUGGUUCUGUGAAAAUCCUGAUUCUGCAAUAUGUACUAAAUAUUCUUAGCGCUUAAGGUACAAAUGGCUAUUCAAAAUGAUACAGGGAAAAUGGCUAGAAGAAGCCAUAUUAUCGGUUUUGCCAAACUAGGCUCACCAAUGUAAGCUAGAUUAAACAUUAUGACUUUCGAAUAAAUAUAGCAUUGCGGACUCUAUUGUAACAACUUAUAAAAGAAAAUAGAUCUGGUAAAUUAUUUUAUAGUAGAGAUUAAAAAACAGUAUCUUCUAGAGAGCCAAAUAUUGUCACAAAAUAUUGCAUUAAAAAGCAUUUAAAGUAAAUUAAAUCAUUCCAUUGCCUUCCAAAGCGAUCAUACAUAUUUAUCUGAAUGAGCAAUCAUCAUUAUUCAUUACUAUAAAACACCAUUAGGCUGCCUUUACACUUGUAAGUUUUGCUAGGGUAAGCAGCUUACGUAAAUAACUUUUGUUUUUUUUAUUAGCCUAUGCUGUCUCGCUGCAGAGGCCUCCCCCGUAUACUUCCAUCUCAAACUCAAACUCAAAAUCGUUUAUUCAAAUUAGGCUGAUAAAUCAGCACUUUUCGAACGUCAAAAACAAAAGACAGUCCCCAAAACGCCCGCCCUUCACCACUUCCUAUGUGUUUUUGCUGGGAAGAAGAAGUGGCGCAACAAACUCCCCAGCAACACAUGUCUGUCUAUAUUUAAAACCCAUUCCUUAGUGGCUUACAGUAUUAUCUUAGAACUUCUUACAACUUACGGAGGUAACUUACUAUUUUUUCGGAAGCAACUUACAAGUGAAAAGUCGGGGUUACAGCGAACUUUAGCGAAAAACUAAAUUAUUAGAUGAUGCUGGGUAAAGGUUACAGUAUACUGCAUACUAGUAAUACAUAUUAUAUUUUUUUGCAAAUAUUCUAUAUAUAGGAAAAAAAUCAUCAUUGCAAAUACUUAUGUAACACACCUGCAGACUUAUAAUUAUCUAUACUGAUAUAAUAAAGAGGAAACAUUCUUUUGUUUGUUUGUACCCUAACUAAAGGUGCCGAAACUACUAAACCGGUUUUAUUUCUUCCCAAGUGACAUAAGCCAUAUUUUAUCCCGGUACGGGCAGUAGUUCUCACAGGACACGGAUAAAACCGCGGGAAAACAUAAUUUCAGAUCAAAUAUUAAAAUAACUGUAACCUUUGCCCUAAACGAAUAGAAAUGUGAAGACUAGAAUCAUAUAGGUGUUACAUAAACAUAAUACUCUAGUGUUUGUUGAUCAUUGUGAUAGUCUAGUUUUACAAUAUAGGACGACUUUCAAAUAUUAACAGAGGCCUAGCAUUAACUUUCCACCUUAUUGUAAAACGUGGUCUUAAAAAAGUACCAGCUUUAGCACUAGGUUUAAACCAUCGUCCCGAACUAAGUUAUUAGUUUAAUACUAGAGCCGGUACUUCUAAAAUCUUCGAUUUAUAAUAAGGUGGAUGUAAUCUUAACUGAUUAUUAAAAAAAAUACCUUAAAUAAUCUGGCAGCAUAAUUGAUGUUAGAAAAAUAUUACCUUUAUUAAAACCUAAUAAAGGUAAUAAAAGGGUUAAAAAUAAAAAAAUAAGUGUAGGUACGUAAGAACCAAAAUAUUCUGCUUAAAUAUCAAAAGGUAGCUAGGCCCAAAAUACCUACACGUUAAGCUCGUUAAACUUUAUACACAACUAUCACAGCGAUGGUUUUUCUGGAUUUUUCGAUUGCUUACGAUCGAAGUGAUUUGACGAUCUUCAUUUGAAUUAUAGCUGUUGGAGGGUAGAAUAACUUGCUUCUGAUUUACUAUUUCUAACAUGAACAACAAUUAGAAAACUGGGUGACAACUAAGAUUAUUAUUUUUGUAGUAACAUUUCAUUGAUAUCGGUCCAGUAUUUCAGGAGAAAUACAGAAUAAAACAUGCUGCAUAUUCAACUCUUCGAUAGCUAUCAUUCACGUAUUAAACGAUAUUAACUAGAAAAGCUAAACUAAUUUUAACAAUGCUUAAUUUUAAGGCCUAAUCUGCGUAUUUUGUUUAUUUUUCUAAGUUAUUUAUUUGCUUUACUUGCCUUACGGCAUAAUAUUUACAUGUUGACUUUCAAAAUGUGAUUUUCAUGACAAACAUAAUAACAUGAUUUGUGUAAGAAUGAUCAAAUAUUUAAUUUACAAAUAGAAGUUGCAAAACGUGAAAGUUUCGACUGAAAAAGAAAAUAUUUCAUGCCCCUUACCCUUAUCUACUAUUUAUAUUAUUCAAAUCAUGAUCAAGUUUAUUAAAAGUAUCAAAACCUUUAAUUUGCAUUGGCCUAAGAAAUGAAGUUCAAACAAAGUGUCCUACAAUACGAUAUUAAAAUUGUAUAGUAAAAUAUUAUAAUGUACCUAAUUAUUAGAUAUCAAUAAAGAAAUGUCGUGUACUA
This is a messenger RNA of Helicoverpa armigera (cotton bollworm), 3986 nucleotides long. Its product is annotated as coiled-coil domain-containing protein 102A. The record is from RefSeq and is a predicted model, not a curated record. Lineage: Eukaryota; Metazoa; Arthropoda; Insecta; Lepidoptera; Noctuidae. The transcript is spliced from 2 exons. Bases 261 to 1394 code for a protein of 377 amino acids.